This is a messenger RNA of Closterium sp. NIES-67, 2069 nucleotides long. NCBI's taxonomy places the organism in Eukaryota, Viridiplantae, Streptophyta, Zygnematophyceae, Desmidiales, Closteriaceae. The record is from the annotation of a GenBank genome assembly.
UUCUAGUUUUGCGCGAACAAAUCUUACCACAUGUUCAACAUCCCGGGGUCUUGCAGUUCCGUAGCUCAGCCUCGGCAGUAGGUUUGGGAACCAUACCGCGUGUGCCGAAAGUAUCGUCGGCUUCCAUCCUGACUGACCUCUUUCCCGCCAUUCGAAAUCUCGUCUCGCGCUCGGUAUUCCCGAUUGCGGCGGACCCUAGAGCACAACGCGCUUCCAGAGCGUCCCUCCUCGCUGGCACAUAUAGCACAGGUGUCGCAUUCUGAAUCGUUGCUAGUAAAACGGCCACUCGCGCGACCCCCGUAAGGCCCCCUAAGGCCAGCUGACGACGUCUCCAUGGGCUCCGAUCAUCGCAAUCCCUCGCCAGCCCACCCCACAGACAUUGCGAAUUCGCCCAGCAGCAGCCAUCGGGUUCCCCUGCUUGCCUCGCACCCUCUGCCUCCCUCCCACCCCCUCCGUGCCUCUCGUCGCAUUCCCACGCUCAUUUCCUCUCAUCCGCUUCUCAGCAGACGCUCAUCAGACUCCCUGCAUUCGCCAGACGGAAAAUAGUAUAUAAAAGGGGGGGUUUCAGUUUUAUUCACCAUUCUCGACUGAACUUCCUUGCAAAUCCUCCCAUCUUGUCUUCGAGUUUCCUACUCUCUUCUCCUCGGUUUAAGACCUUGGUCACCAGCUGUCGUGCCUGUUAGAGUGCUCAAUUUCCGCGUUUAGUACUCUACGCGAAUCAGCCUUCCUUUCUACUCCGUCCGUCAACGACAUGGGCUGCGUCGGUGCUGAGCGUGCCUGCGUGGACGUCGAUGCUUUGUUCUCGAGCUGCUGGGAGCAAGAUGACUCCCUGACUCGCUUCGUCUGCAGCAUGAUCUCUGCUCCUCGCCUGGCCGUCGUCAGUUGGAUCAGGUCGUGCAAGCAAGCUGCAGUCGAGGUGCAGCCAGUUCCCGCUCUGCCAGCUUUCAGUCUCCCAGUUCCCGCCCUUCCAGUUGUCACUCUUCUGGAGGAAGCUGAGUCGUCAACAGAUGCAGAGGCAGAGUCCGUCAACGAUCUGACUGAAGCUGGCAAGGCGGAUGAUCCAACUGUGACUGCUACUGUUACGUUUGUGGCUGAGGAACUGGAGGAACUGGAGGAACCAGCAGAACCAGAGAUGGAAGUUUCAUCGUUUCCAGUUGCAGAGCCAGAGGACGUGGUAGCUUCACUUCCGGUUAAGACUGUUGCUCGCUCGAUUAAGGUUGCUGCCUGGCUGGGUGUGGAAUCAGAGUCGGAGCAGGCACAGCAGGAUGUGAAGGUGGGAGCAGAGGCGAGCAGCGGGUGGAGCAGCUUGAGUCGCAGUGAGAGCACCUGCAGCAGCCACAGUGCGUGCCUCAUUGACCUCGCCUGGGACUCCUGCUCCUCCUCCUCUGCUCACAGCCUCUGCUCCUCCUCCUCUGCCCACAGCCUCUGCUCCUCCUCCUCUGCUAAUAGCCUCUGCAGCACUCCCACUGGCUUGGUCACGGAGGCAGCUGCUGUGAAGAGGGGGAUUGGCCGAGGCAUUUCCAGCAGCGGGAAGGGAUGGAGCAUGGAGGUUAAGGGGUUUGGGAAGGCGGAGGCAGGGAGUACCUUCUCAAACCAGCUGUUUGGGGAGGACGAUGAGGAUGAUGAUGAGGAGGUGGAAGAGUACGGCAGCAGCAAGCAAAGCUACGAGGCGUUUGGUUCAGGGAACAUGUGCUACAUGAAUCAGCUAUAUAUGGAUGAGGCGGAGGAGGAGGAGAGGGAGGCAUUGGAAGCAUCGGGCAUCUCGGUUGGCAUUGGCAGGUGUGGUGCGAGGCGGAGAAUAUCGGGCUCUAGCAGCCGGAUUACUCUCCGCAGAAUGAGCAGCGUGCUGAGGCAGUUCUAGGGGACCCUUUCAGUAGGAAAGAGGAGCAGUGUGUUCUAGCGUAGUAGUAACUAUCGAACUGAGAGAAGUGAAUGAUGACUAGUGGGAGAGUACAGAUAGAUAUACCUAAGUAUUGUACCCUCUAAGAGAGAAGUGAAUGAUGACUAGUGGGAGAGUACAGAUAGAUAUACCUAAGUAUUGUACCCUCUAAGAGGUGACCCUAUACAGU